Messenger RNA from Saccostrea cuccullata (small rock oyster), 1830 nucleotides. RefSeq lists its product as uncharacterized. Lineage: Eukaryota; Metazoa; Mollusca; Bivalvia; Ostreida; Ostreidae. The record is from RefSeq and is a predicted model, not a curated record. Bases 187 to 1830 code for a protein of 547 amino acids. The transcript has 3 exons.
UCAGAUUAUCUCACAUUCUGGACAAAGUCCAUUCAUCAAUACAGCAGUGAAAAGGCUCCUGUUUUACUGGUGGGCACUCAUGCUGAACAAAAGACAAAGGAGGAGAAAGAAAAGUUUUUCCGUGAGAUAUGGACGAGCUUGGAAACAAAGGAUGCGUCUCUGCAAAGGCAUUUUGACAGGAAAAGGAUGUUUGCUGUUGGAUUCCACGAGAAUGAAUGUAUUGAAAAAAUCAAGCUGUCAGUUGUUGAUGUUGUCCAAAAACUUGAUCACUGGGGUGAAAAACUUCCACACUCCUGGGCAUUGUUUGAAAAAUUCUUCCAGGAAAAGAAAAACCCUAAAAUCAUCAGCAAAGAGACACUUUUGGCUUUCAAUGAAGCAUUGCCACAAGAAUUGAAGUUGGGAACACAAGAAGAUAUUAACACCAUGCUGCAGUUUUUCCAUGACAUCAGAGAAAUUUUACACUUUGACCAAGAAUCCCUCAGAGAAAUCAUAAUUCUUGAUGUUCAAUGGUUUGCAGAUGCAUUCAAAAAUGUCAUCACCGAUAAAAACCAUGCAGCAGAGGAUCUAUUUAAGCUUGCCUCACAAUGGGAUAAAUUUAAUGAAACAGGAGAACUCAGUGACACCUUGCUGUCUGCGAUAUGGGAAAUGAACAACAAUGGGUACCUUGAACACAAAGAUGAUAUCAUGCGCUACAUGGAAAAGCUUGGACUCUUGGCUAAAAUGGAAGACAACAAUUGGUAUGUUCCCUGUAUGAACAAAAGACCGUUUCCUGUACGCAGUUUUUCAUCCUACCCUGCCUCAUCCAUCCUCUGCUACAUGUUUGAUGUUCUUCCUGCUGGAAUUUUUCAGCGUCUUGUUGCAAGUUGCGUGCAAUUUCGAUGGAAAAUUGUCAAAGUAAAUAAAGAAGGAAUGGAACAACCAUGCAUUUACCAGACAGCGGCUGUGUUUCUGUUCGAGAAACACUGUGUUCUGCUUGGAAUGACCCAAUCAGAAAUUCAGUUGCAGGUGUACGUAAUUGAGGGAGAAGUUGAUAUACCCACAUGUAUCAAGAUAAGAGAGAAAAUUGAAGAUGAAUUGCACACUCUGUCCUCUACAUUUCAAAGAAACUUGAAAUUCCAAAUUGGCUUUAAAUGCAAACCCAUCGGCUUUUGUGACAGUAAAAAAAGUCACGUGAUCAAGGAAUCUGAGUUAACGGAGCCGACUCUUCUCUGCCCUUCCUGUCCUGUGGAGAAAAAGCACAAUAUUGACUCGACAGAAAUCCUCAAAUACUGGAAACAGAUGAAGACAAGCCCUUCUACAACUCCAAUCGCCUCAGGACAAGACCUGGGGGACCAAUCUAGAUUUGCAAAACUCGGAAUGGCAACAAACGAUGUGUUGAAUCAGGCAUACAGAGAUAUUCUGGAGAUGGAGGUACAACCUACCGACAUUGAAAACACAGUCAAAGCAUCACCAGUUUAUAAAAGGUUGCGUCCAGAACAAGAGUAUAUCUUGCAGGAUGCUAAAAAUUCUGGAUAUAAAAAUUUUGAUAUCUCAUUAACAUACACAUUGAUCAGAAACAUUUGUAAAAAGGUUCCUAAACCAACGAAAGGAAAAUGGGGAGACGAGCCUACAGCAGGAGAAGUGACCGUGGGUGAUGAUAUCGAAAGAAUUAGGUCAAUCCGGAACAGUUUAACUGCACACAUGAGCUCAGCCUCCAUAUCAAAGUCAGAAUUCCAGAAAACCUGGUCCAUUAUCUCAGAUAUCUGUCAAAGAUUGGAAAUUUAUACUGGAAAGAAGUAUUUGGAUGACCUCAAUAAAAUCCAAAAAAUGACUGAUGAGAAUGGAAGAUGA